GCCAUCUGCUGUGAAGUGCUGUAUGGGAACUGUCUAGCUCAUUGCUAAAUUAACUUUCGUGAUAAACAUUUUAUUGAAAACUUGUAAAUAGUAAAACCUACAACCAUGCUUGUCUCACGCCCGAUUGUGUCCAGGUUAUUCCAACAAUCAGUGCGCCGCUACCACAACGAGCACUUCAAGGCGCCCACGAUGGACGAGCUGCCGGUGCCGCGCGGCUCGUGGCAGACGCAGCACGACGCCAACCAGCGCCGCUACAACCUCGCGCUCCUCUUCGGCGUCGCCUUCACGGCCGGCACAUUGGUUAUUGCCAAGGCUUCUGGACUGGUGUACCUGAACUACUCGCCUCCCAAGUCCCUGGAUUAAGUUAUUGUUGCUGUGAAUGGAACAGAUCAAUUGUGUUCAGUUUUUGUAAAAAUAAUCAUGGAAUACAGUAUAACUGAUAUUUACAAAAACUAACAUGACAUUGACAAGUGAUAGUUAAAAAUAAUCAAUAUUAUAGUUCCA
This is a messenger RNA of Helicoverpa armigera (cotton bollworm), 504 nucleotides long. RefSeq lists its product as uncharacterized. Lineage: Eukaryota; Metazoa; Arthropoda; Insecta; Lepidoptera; Noctuidae. The record is from RefSeq and is a predicted model, not a curated record. The transcript has 3 exons. Bases 106 to 363 code for a protein of 85 amino acids.